Molecule: messenger RNA, 577 nt
Organism: Papilio machaon (common yellow swallowtail)
Lineage: Eukaryota; Metazoa; Arthropoda; Insecta; Lepidoptera; Papilionidae
Exons: 3
Coding region: 81-413 (110 amino acids)
Source: RefSeq, a predicted model, not a curated record
GCAGGCAGGCUUACACAACCCGGGGUGAUAUUAAAGAGCUGCGCAGGCGCACGCACCACAGACGCACGCCACACGUUACAAUGAUCCAUCACGUUGCUUUCAUUUGCACUCUGAUCUUCGCCAGCCAUUGCUUGGCAAACCCAGUGGCGAGUCCCGAUCCGUUUGGCACCCACCGUACUAAUAUACGUAUCCAUGUACCAUACGAAGUCCACACGCUGCACCAUCAUCACAUUGAGAAAGUGCCAAUAAUCAAAGAAGUGCCAGUUAUCAAAGAAGUGCCAGUAUUGAAAGAAGUACCGAUAAUCAAGACCGUACCAAUUUAUAACACGGUACACGUACCAGUUGUAAACACGGUCGCAGUUGAGAAGCCGGUAUUCGUACCAGUUCACUACAAAGAACAUUUAUGGCAUUAGAACUUAUCUUCCUAGAUCGCAUCGAGUCAAAGAACUGAUUUGUAUGAAAUUGUGAAUAAAAAACAAGAUAUAACUAAAUCACGGCUAAACUCACGCGCAGCUAAAAAUUUAGGCUCUUCUAUGUUUGAUCAAAAAUACAUCUGUUAUUUGUUGAAAUUAAAAUC